Neurospora tetrasperma FGSC 2508 is the source of this 1658-nucleotide messenger RNA. RefSeq lists its product as uncharacterized. Gene Ontology annotation, molecular function: DNA helicase activity; ATP binding; ATP hydrolysis activity. Bases 131 to 1507 code for a protein of 458 amino acids. The transcript has 3 exons. Lineage: Eukaryota; Fungi; Ascomycota; Sordariomycetes; Sordariales; Sordariaceae. The record is from RefSeq and is a predicted model, not a curated record. Gene Ontology annotation, cellular component: NuA4 histone acetyltransferase complex; Swr1 complex; R2TP complex. Gene Ontology annotation, biological process: regulation of transcription by RNA polymerase II; box C/D snoRNP assembly; chromatin remodeling.
CCCAGUCCCAGUUCUUUGCUUGACAACACCGAAUACCGUCACCGAUUACGACACGACAAUUUCGAUUCCCUCCUUCCGAACCGACUUACAAGACCAAACACCCACCAAAAGAAACCGAACGAGCGCAGACAUGGUGCAAAUCAGCGAGGUCAAGGGCAACAGCCGCGACAAUCGCACGGCCGCCCACACCCACAUCAAGGGCCUCGGCCUCAACUCCCAGGGAAUCGCAGAGAAGCAGGCCUCGGGCUUCGUUGGCCAGACCACGGCGCGUGAGGCAUGCGGUGUCGUCGUCGACCUCAUCAAGGCACACAAGAUGGCCGGCCGGGGCGUCCUGCUAGCAGGCGGGCCCGGCACCGGCAAGACGGCGCUCGCGCUCGCCAUCAGCCAGGAACUCGGCACCAAGAUUCCCUUUUGCCCCAUCACGGGCAGCGAAAUCUACUCGACCGAAGUCAAGAAGACCGAGGUGCUCAUGGAGAAUUUCCGGCGCGCCAUCGGCCUCAAAGUGCGCGAGACCAAGGAGGUGUACGAGGGCGAGGUGACGGAGCUGACGCCCGAGGAGGCCGAGAACCCGCUCGGCGGCUACGGCAAGACCAUCACCACGCUGCUGAUUGGGCUCAAGAGCGCAAAGGGCCAGAAGAAGCUGCGUCUGGACCCGAGCAUCUACGAGGCUAUCCAGAAGGAGCGGGUCACGGUCGGCGACGUCAUUUACAUUGAGGCCAACACGGGCGCCUGCAAGCGCGUCGGCCGCUCCGAUGCCUACGCUACCGAGUUCGACCUCGAGGCGGAGGAGUACGUGCCUAUCCCCAAGGGCGAGGUGCACAAGAAGAAGGAGAUUGUGCAGGAUGUGUCGCUGCAUGAUCUCGAUGUCGCCAAUGCCCGUCCCCAGGGCGGUCAGGAUAUCAUGUCCAUGAUGGGCCAGCUGAUGAAGCCCAAGAUGACGGAGAUCACGGACAAGUUGCGUUCGGAGAUCAACAAGGUGGUCAGCAAGUACAUUGACCAGGGUGUGGCCGAGCUGGUUCCUGGCGUGCUGUUUAUUGACGAGGCCCACAUGCUGGACGUAGAGUGCUUCACCUACCUGAACAAAGCGCUCGAGUCGCCCAUCUCCCCCAUUGUCGUGCUGGCUUCCAACCGGGGCAUGACCGGCAUCCGCGGUGCCGAGGAUCUCGUUGCCGCCCACGGCAUCCCGCCCGACUUCCUCAGUCGUCUGCUCAUCAUCCCCACCACCGCCUACGACCCGGAGGAGAUCAAGAGGAUCGUCAAGAUCCGCUCGACAACCGAGGGCGUCAAGAUCACAGAGGCUGCUAUUGACCAGAUUGCGGAGCACGGUGUGCGCAUUUCGCUUAGAUACUGUCUCCAGCUGUUGACUCCUGCGAGCAUUCUGGCCAAGGUCAAUGGUCGCAACGAGAUCGACGUCCAGGAUGUCGCCGAGUGCGAGGACCUCUUCCUUGAUGCUCGUCGCAGCGCCGCCCUACUAAGCAGCGAGCAGGGUCAGGAGUUUAUUUGUUGAUCAUCAGCUGUUGUUGUUGUUUUCUGGUAGUGUUCGUUACGUCAACUCGUCGUAUCUCACAAGAAGCAAUUUGAUAGAUGAGCACGGCAGGGGUGUGUUGUUUAAACAGGUCGGUUUGGCGGGGUUUAAAAAGAGAGAUACUUUUUUUUUU